Messenger RNA from Lycium barbarum (goji berry), 678 nucleotides. RefSeq lists its product as uncharacterized. The transcript is spliced from 3 exons. The record is from RefSeq and is a predicted model, not a curated record. NCBI's taxonomy places the organism in Eukaryota, Viridiplantae, Streptophyta, Magnoliopsida, Solanales, Solanaceae. Bases 1 to 678 code for a protein of 225 amino acids.
AUGAGAGGGGCUCACCAACUAGCUGAUGUACUCAAAGUGCUGGCAGCUAAGCGGCUGCUAAUUGGAGGUAAUCCUGUCACUUUUGCUGAGGUAGUUGAUUUCCAACAUUUUUUGGAUGAGUGUGAACUUUCAGAGUUACCAAAUACUGGAUGUCAAUUUACUUGGAGUGAUAAGCAUGGUACAGACAAAAUUUUCAUAAAAAUUGAUUGGGCCUUAGUAAAUGGAGAAUGGGUGGGUAACAUGCCACAAUGCAUAGUUAAUGUGCUGCCUGAGGGGGUGAGUGACCAUUGCCCCCUAGUGGUUAAGGUGAUAGAAGAUAGAACAAAAAAGAAAAGUUCUUUUAAAUUCUCCAAUAUCUGGAGUACACAUCCUGAUUUCUUAAGGAUAGUAGCACAGGACUGGGCAAAGGAAGUGGUUGGAUGCAAAAUGCACAAAAUAGUAAAGCAGUUGAAACUGUUAAAAGGAAGCCUGAGGAAGCUGCUUGGAAAGGAUGAUGUAAAUAGGAGACAGGCUCAAGCACAAAUCUUUUCUCAAGGGGCAAGAUUGACAAUAGAACAACAAAUGCAGCUGGUGCAAGCUUAUACUGCAAAAGAUGUCAAGCAAGCAAUGUUUAGCAUUAAUGAGAAUAAGAGCCCUAGGCCAGAUAGUUAUGGCAGUGGUUUCUUUAGGGCUGCUUGA